AUGUCCUUUAUUGCCAAGGGCUUCAACGCCGCCGUGGGCAGUCUUUUCGCUCCCUCGACUGCGCCCGAGGGCCACAAGAACACAGAAGCCUCCCCAGAGGAAAGCAAUGCUGGUAGUCCGGGCUCCCCCCACGAACACCCACACACGCACCGGGUAAACCACCGAAACACCUACCAAGUCCCCUCCUCGCCAGCGGUUCCUGUGCGUCAGUCGAAUCCUAUAAACUCAGCCGCGUCUGAGUUACGGCGGGCUGGUAAUCGUCGAAGAGAAAGCAAAAGCGAUCUGGAGGACGAGAAGCGGCUUACGGGAAACUAUACGACUCCGGCAGAUGCGGUGAUUAUCGCCCUUCCAAACGCUACCGCACUCAUGAAGCAUAAGCCAAUAACCGGAGGGCAUAGGCCUAUGAACACUAUGACGGGACCGAUGAUCUCCAAUAUUCAAGUGUCACCUCGCCCGGCGCAACGAACCUAUGGCAACAAGUCUGUACGCCUCCCAGUUCAUGACCUAGACGAAGACCCCAUUUACGACGAUGAACAAAUCUCCCCGCGGAAGAGAAGGAAGACAAUCCACGCUUCAUCGCGUUCGGCACCAAUCCAUAUACGGGAGGACGAUCGUUCACCCCCUGCAACGCGUCAACCGCGCCGACCUGUAGAGAAACCUAAGCAUAGUCGCAACACCAUUUGGAACGACCCUCUAGGCAAGUCUGAGUUCCUGCAGGUGGAUGAGAUGGUCAACAGCCACUCUUCUAAACGCCACGACCGCCGGACUUCGUUGACAUCUUCGGAAGGUAAACUUGGACGACCCACGGCAGCACAACCCACUUCCGGAGCUCCUGUGCGAAUAGAACUCUCUGAUGAUGAUGACUUGAACGGGAGCCAUUCCCCAAUUCAUCGUCACAAGCAUGUGACGGACGAGCUUUCUGCUGCUCCUAAAAGCCCCAUUGGAAGACGAACGGCCAAACACGUCGAAGGACCUGAACGAACAUCGCCAUGCUUCUCGAAUACCAACGGAGCGAAGCUUGCGCAUUCGCCCAGUGGGGGGGCACACAACACUCACACCGAUUUCAAGGCCUUCAUUCAUACCGAUCCGCAAAGACAUAAAACCAAAGAACAGAGGACACCUCAUCAGAGACUUUCAGGUCAAUUCCGUCGGUAUGAGAGUACCCCUGAUGAUGAAAUAUCGAUCCAGCACGGGAUGUCUUCUGGGCAUCGUCGAAACGACUUGAACAAGCGUCCAUCUGAAAUUCCCUCAACCACCGCUCGCUCUCGGGCCCAGCAGAGGCGAGGCCAGAGAAAGAAGCCCGAGUGUCGCUUGAUGUACUUUGCUACCCACGCGAAGGCUCUCCGAGGCCCAAAUGUCAGUCUCAUCUAUUCCCGUGACGAGGAUUGUUACUACGUCCGAGACCUUGUGUCCGAAUCUUCUACCCACGAAGCAGUUUCGAGGGUUGAGCACAUAAAAGCUACGAGAGUUUUUGAGUGUGCUGAAUUGAAAAGCCUCCGACUCACUGGACCCCGAAGUGGUUUGCAAGUACUUUGGUACGAUUUGCAGUUCGAGGAUGAAGAGCAGUACUUUAUAUUCCUGCAAAGCAUGCCCGAUAUCGGGGUCAAGAGGGUGCAGAAGUCAAGCACUGAAAUGAUAAAGAUAUUCAGGAAUCCUCUCGAUCAAGGUGUUCCGCCACCAAAAGACGAAGAGAUAGCUCUACUUGAAGCAAAUAAGGAAAGGCGUGCUGGGGAAUCUAGCCACCAUCAUGAAACGUCCGAAAGCAAACCGCCUAGAAAGAGGUUGUCAACUGCUCUGAAAUCGCAGGUAGCCGAGGAUAACACAGCAAAGAAGCCACGGAUCGAUGGUGCGGAGGGCAAGUUUAACAAGAUGGAAGUGAGUCCAAGGCCACCAUCAAGCUACCAGCGGAAAACGCGCGGAAGUCUCUAUGCAAACUCAACAGACGCGUUCCGUGACCUGUCUCCAUCUCGACCGGACCAUGGUGUGCUCGAGAAGGACAGAUACUCGGUCAAUCCCGGCCUUGGACCCAGGUGGGAAAAGCCCGUUGAAUACCCUCUAGUCGGACGCCGGAGAGCCACGGUACCUUACGACGACCUGGAAAAGCUAGACGACGGCGAGUUCUUAAAUGACGCUCUUAUCGAAUUUUACAUGCUCUGGGCAUACGAGCAAGCCAAGCUCCCCUCCGGGCAGGUCCACCUCUUCAACACCUAUUUUUACGAAACACUUUCGAAGAAGCAAAAAGGAGUGACUGGCGUAAACUAUAAGGGCGUCGCAAGAUGGGUGAAGGAUGAUAUUUUCAGUUAUGACUACGUCGUCGUCCCUGUCAACGAAGAGACCCACUGGUAUGUUGCUAUCAUCUGCAAUUUGCCUAACAUUGAAGGCGUUAAAACGAUGGCGACCUCCGCCGACGAUUCAGCGAGGCCGGAGAUUAUACAAGUGGAAGGGGAAGACCCCCGUGAGCCUAGCGAUGUUGAAAUACAGACCAACGGGACCGCGUCAAACUACCCUGAAGCCUGUAGCAGGACGGAUGGCCAUACCACCCAAAACGGUACCGCAAUCUCCACCCCUUCGGAAGAAGUGGACCCAGAUCUGUUUGCCGAAGAACAGACGGCCAACGGUAAGGCUCUCUGCGAAUCUGGUGAAUGGCCAGACCCGGAGGAAAAUCGCGAGUCUCAAAGCGUUACGCCUUUCCGAGAAACCUCGGCUGCGGUUCAACGAUUAUCGCUCAAAGACGGUCCUCCUGGUGGCAAUGUUGAGAGUCCAUCGUUGAAGUCCAACAUGGGAAGUGUCAAGAGCAAGAAAAAAUGGCCAGGACCAAGGAAAUACGACCCUGACCAGCCUGUUAUUAUAAUACUUGACUCCCUUGACAUUACUCAUGCGAGGGCUGUAAGAAACCUGAAAGACUAUAUACAAGAAGAAGGCAAAGCGAAGCGCAACCUCGACGCUCAGAUCACCAGUGCCAUGAAUGUUAAAGACAUUCCAAAGCAGAGCAACUUUUACGAUUGCGGGGUGUUCGUGCUUCUUUACUUGAAGGCGUUCUUCCAGAAACCCCGCGAAUUUGUUACAAAAAUUCUCACCCGGGAAAUGAAUCUUGAGGAUGAUUGGGUAGGUGCGUCUGCUAGCGAUAUAAGGGCCGAAAUCCGUAACAUACUCUUCGACCUUCACAAAGAGCAAGAUGCUGCGCGUAAAAAGCAGAGGGCAGAGAAGAAAAAGAGCAAGAAGGAGUCACCUGAGAAAAAGGUCUUACUGAAGGAGAAGAAGCCGGACAAGCCGGACAAACCACCAGAACCACAAACCGUAGCGGAAGCGUCACCUUCUCCCGCGAAGCGACCAGAGAGCCCGGAGGAUGACGUUCCAAAAAGAGAGAAUACUGACUUACGCGACGCUCCCGUCCCGUCAAUUGAGGGCCGGUCUUUCACACCGACCUCGCCAGCUCUCCCAUCCAGGGCCCAAGACUUGGAAGUCACCCCAGACAAUGCUAUCGAGGAUCGCGAUACGAAGCUCGGCUCUACUAUACCAGAAAGCCCUCCUAUUCCUGAACGAUCUUCGCGUCUGGGUAGUGAGGCUGCACCAAUCGAAAUUGAGGACUCCCAACCCACUAUUUCGCAUAGGACUGUUCAACAGCAAGCGAAUGAUGAGCAUGAAUCCGCCGACCUCUGGACACAACUUAAAUCUGCUAGCGCGAAAGAGCCCAGCAUAUCAAUCACGUCACCCAGAUCUAGAAGGAAAAGGAGGACAUUUGAUGUCGACAAGGAUUCCAAGGCUAGCUUUGACUAGAUUGUGGAGGACGAAGAUUUCCCGCCGGCUGGUGCAAUGAGGAAUAAGCUUGGAGGAAUUUUUGAGGGGGAUAGAAGUCCCACCCGAGGCUACCAUGGAUGACUGAACGAUCUACUUGAGGGAGGACCUUUGAUUGUUUUGCUGUGUCAUCUGGACUGAUCGCUUUCUCGCAAUAUUGCUUCCCUGAUUAAUUAACCCUAAGGAAAUAUCAUAGCUGUCGAUAGGGAGGGAGAUAGGAUGUCAUGGGAAGUAUGGCUAGCUCUUUCACUUUCAUUUGUCACUUCAUUUCUGCAUAG
This is a messenger RNA of Mytilinidion resinicola, 4073 nucleotides long. RefSeq names its product cysteine proteinase. The record is from RefSeq and is a predicted model, not a curated record. Lineage: Eukaryota; Fungi; Ascomycota; Dothideomycetes; Mytilinidiales; Mytilinidiaceae. Gene Ontology annotation, biological process: protein desumoylation. The transcript is spliced from 8 exons. The coding region runs from base 1 to 3777 and encodes 1258 amino acids. Gene Ontology annotation, cellular component: nucleus; cytoplasm. Gene Ontology annotation, molecular function: SUMO-specific endopeptidase activity.